UGUUGAUUCGGAAUGGAGAUUGAGAAAGAAGAUUAUAAAUUUCUGUCAUAUGCCUCCUCCGCACAAUGGUGUUGCACUAGCUGAUAAGGUAAAUACCUUGAUAGGAGAGUGGGGAAUUGAAAAGAAUUUGUUUUCAAUUACCUUAGAUAAUGCCACUGCCAAUGAUUCAUUUGUUGAAAAAUUGAAGACUAAGUUGAACUUUAGAGGAUUGCUCUUAAUGAAUGGCAGAUUCUUUCAUGUUCGGUGUUGUGCUCACAUCUUGAACUUGAUAGUUCAAGAUGGAUUGAAAGCAAUUGAUCCUUCUGUGAUAAAGGUACGUGAUUGCAUCAAAUACAUAAAGGGUUCUUCGGCAAGAAAAGAAAGAUUUUUGGAGUGUGUUGCACAAGUUGGAUUGAGAGGUAGUAGAAGAGGUUUGAGGCAAGAUGUGCCUACUAGGUGGAAUUCUACUUAUUUGAUGCUUGAUAGUGCUCUCUACUAUCGCCGAGCUUUGAUGAAUUUGGGCUUAAGUGACAAAGAUUUCAAGUUGUGUCCUGUUGCUGAUGAGUGGGCUAAAAUAGAGAAGAUCACCAAAUUUUUGGGGUAUUUUUAUGAAGUAACGUGUCUAUUUUCUGGAACAAAAUACCCUACUUCACACUUGUUCUUUCCGAAAGUGUUCAUUGUUCAGCAUAGUAUACAGGAAGCCAUGAGGGAUCACGAUAGUUUCAUGAGGCGGAUGGGGAUGGAGAUGAAUCUAAAGUUUGAGAAGUACUGGUCAGAUUAUAGCUUGAUUCUUGGAAUUGCAGUUGUUAUGGAUCCUAGGUUUAAGAUGCAAUUUGUGGAGUGGGCUUAUGACAAACUUUAUGGUCCAGAUUCUUCACAAUUAGAGGUCUUUAAUGAUACAUUGUCCUCUUUAUUUGAUGCAUACGUGGAGAAGAGCUUUGAUCCUAAUGAUUCAAAUUACUCGAUAGAUGAGGGUUCUUCUCAAGCACAAGGCGAUCACAGCUUACUUGAGGCUUUUGAUAAUGCUUACAAAAUUGGUUCGAGUUCAAGUAUGAAGACAGAAUUGAGCAAGUAUUUGGAUGAAGUAAGGCUAGAAAGAAAGCAAGAGUUGGAUGUACUUUCUUGGUGGAAAAUGGAGCAAAUUCGAUAUCCUAUUCUUUUUCAUCUAGCUCGUGAUGUGCUCACAAUUCCCAUUUCUACCGUUGCAUCUGAAUCGGCCUUUAGCAUUGGCGGGAGAGUUUUAGAUCAAUACCGCAGCUCACUGUUGCCUGACACAGUUCAAGCUCUGCUUUGUACUCGAGAUUGGAUUUUUGGUAACAAAGAAAAAGAGCGCGCUGAAUUGGAGGAUCUUACUGAAGACGUAUUUGAUUUGACAUUGCAAGAUAGAUCUGGAGAAGGAGAAAGCCGCAAUUAAGAUGACUUAGACGUAUUUUAUUUAGUACAUUAAAAAUGUAUUUUAUUUAGUACAUUAAAUAUGUAUUUCGAACCUAUUGAAAUAUUUAAUUAUAUCUACUAGCUUAGCUCAACCAACA
Messenger RNA from Rosa chinensis, 1511 nucleotides. RefSeq names its product zinc finger BED domain-containing protein RICESLEEPER 2. Bases 50 to 1393 code for a protein of 447 amino acids. Lineage: Eukaryota; Viridiplantae; Streptophyta; Magnoliopsida; Rosales; Rosaceae. The record is from RefSeq and is a predicted model, not a curated record. The transcript is spliced from 3 exons. Gene Ontology annotation, molecular function: protein dimerization activity; DNA binding.